CUUGUCCUUGUGAGCUUGCAGCAGUAGGCAGUAGCAGCGAGCAAGUCAGCCUAGGGGCCCGUCGGACGGGCAGGGGCACAACGUCAGCAUUGAUCAAAAGCCUUCGGCUGGCCGACGGCCUGACGGGUUCGCGUCGCGUCCAUCCGCCGCGUCGGAGUGUGGGAGUCGGAGUCACGGCAGCGCGACGGGACGGGAGCUGCAGCCUGUCUUCUCCCGUGAAAGUGGUGCCGCCGUUCCUUGUGUGUUCGUCAAGAUAGUGAUGGUGACGAGGGUUGACGCUAGCCGCGAACAAGUGUGUGACCGUACUGCAAGCUGUCGUUGUCGUCGUCGUCGUCCUGGACGACGGCAGUCGCGUCUGUCCGCCAGGCGCGGCACGGCGAGCACGGCGCCCAGUGCCACAGUGUUGACUAGUGUUGCCUCGCGGUCGCGGGCCUAAAUGAUGAUGUAUCACAAGGUGGCGGGUGUGACGACGGUCGUCAAGGAGAAGGAGGCCAUCCACUCGGGCCACUUCAUGGUGUCGCACUUCGAGGCCGAGGAGCAGGACGACGAGGAUGAAGUGGCGGUGCCCGUCCCCGACGAGGACGUGGACGUCCUGGACGCGGCCAGCAGCAGGGCGUCCAUGGCCUUCACGCCCUCGAUGCGCCUCUUCCAGCCCCUGGCGGCGCCCCGCCACGGCCUCGGCCUCGACGCCCAGGGCGGCCAGGGGCUCGGCGACGUGGGCGGCGUCGUCGCCACCUUCAAGGAGCCCGGCCAGCACCUGUCCAUCGAGACGUCGCUGUCCAAGCUCUUCCAGUGCAUGUCCCUCGCCUACAGGCAGAAGCUGACCUCGCCCAAGUGGAACCGCUUCAAAGGCAUUCGAUUAAGAUGGAAGGAGAAGAUUCGCCUCAACAACGUCAUCUGGCGGUGCUGGCACAUGCAGUUCAUCCUCAAGCAGAGUACGCUGGUGUGUCAAUUCGCCUCGCCCCUGGACGUGGACACACACAACAAACCGGAAGCAGUGGUGCUGGAGGGCAAGUACUGGAAGAGGAAGUUGGCAGCUGUGACCGCAGAGUACAAAAAAUGGCGCAUGUACCGCAGGAACCGGAUCCUGGGAUGUGUCAAAGACGGGCCAGAUAUGUUUGGCGAUGUGGACAUGCUGGACUGGCAGCCAGACAGCAACGAUUCCUCAUCAAUGAUGUCGAUGAUGGUUGACCAGGAUUACAUGGAGUUUAUGAGUGACACCUUAUUCUCUACAAUUCAGUCGAACCAGCCGUUUGCUUUCCCAGAUACGAGAGAGAUAGCUAAGGGAGCAGGGCUCGCUGACUUUAUUCAGCCAAGCUUAGUCCAGCUUCAACCGAAUCUGGAUGAUUUUAUGGACACAUUAGAACCAUUACAAGAGCUAUUUUCUUACAGACUUCCCCCUGUACCUGAAGAAGCCAUAGCUGAUGAUGCUCUCCUUCGAAGUUUACCAGCAACAAGUGCUUCUUAUCCUGAUUUAAGCAAGUCUGCACCCACGUCUUCAACCAUUUCCCUAAUGUCGCAAUUGGACCAAUCAUCACAAAGCAUGGGAAUGUACCAGCAUAUGAAUGAUCCGUACAGACAGCCAGAAUAUGUUAGUGUAGAAUCGUUGGGCUCAGAAUCACUUGGUAACAAAGUAACCUUCUCGGAAUCGGAUCUUCAAGUGCCCAUGCAACUUAUUCAGCAGCAACAUCAUCCGCAGCUGUCACAACUACCUCAACAAGUUCAACCAAUUAUUUCAAAAGGUCGCAAUGUGAGACCAGCAGCCCAGACCAAAAGUCGAGCACUCACUCAGGCACCUCAGCAGUCCAUUGUGAGGAAACAAAUCACUCAUGUGCCAUCUCAUCAACAAUUACCCAUUCAAGACCAGCAACGAUUGCACCAACAGCAGCAGUACCAACAACAAUCGCAAGACCAGCAAAGUCAGGCAGUUGGGUAUCAGAUGUACACUCCAUCCUCACCGAUUCUAAGCCAUCCGCAACCUCCUCCUCUACCGCCAACAAUGCCGGAAUCGUCACCCCAGCCUCAAGGAGCACAGAUAAAAAUUCAGUCUCAGCCUUAUUCUAAUCAAGUUAGUCCACAGUUGCAGCCACCUUUGCAAACUCAACAGCAGGUUCAGCAACAAACUGUGAUAUCUCCUGAGGCUUUCAAAUUCAGUACAAAUGUAGCUCAAAGGAGUUUUAGUUUACCUUCUACGCACACGUCAUCUAUUGCGUAUGCAAGCAGUGGUACAAAUUUGCGUAGUGUGGCCACCAGUAGUAUGAGUAAUAUUCAUACUGCAAGUUUAAAUUCAGUUGAUAAAACACCUGCCAGAUCAGAAACUGAAUUAUUUGCUGUGCCGAAGUACCAGAAACUUAGAAACCGUUCAAGAAGUGGUUCAAGUUUAUUACCAGGCAAUUCUGGAUCUGCCACAAGUUCAAGUGGUGUAAAUACUGUAGGAUCUGGCAUGGCACCAAGGAGCAUGCGGCCCCUUGUGUCAGCUUCCAGUAACCCUGAUCUCUCUUCUGCUCACAGCAGUGCACUUUUGGCCCAACUGCUGUCAGUCAACUCAUCCUCUGUGUACAACUUCACUGCUGGAUCCGAUUCGCCAAGUGGACGGGUACCCAUUAGUAAGAGCCAUAUUCCCAUCCUGCCUAUGCCGACAGGUGGUAGUGCUCAACAAACCCAAGUCCCACAUACAACUGCUCUACUUAUAACAUCGUCUGUUCCAAUGACCAUUCAACCAAGUUCCAGCACUGGGCAAUUAAUACUCAAUUCUGCUGCAAGUACCUCCACCUCAUCUAUUGUGGCUACCGGCAAGGGCUCUGACACAGCAAGUGAUAGUUCAGCAGUUCCUUCUCCAGUGGGUUUGAGCCUUUCUCCUCUUAACAUGGAAAACAUGUCACCUCCAACGCCUUUAGGUUCUAAAUCAGACACAGAUCUCCGGACAGUGAAAGUGUCUGGACGUGGUGAACAUAGGCGUGUGUACCACAUCAAUGCAGAGCAGAAAAGGCGCUGUAAUAUUAAGAAUGGAUUCGAUACACUACAUUCACUCAUUCCCCAACUUCGACAGAAUCCAAAUACCAAGACAAGUAAAGCUGCAAUGCUCCAAAAAGGUGCAGAAUAUAUCAAGCAGUUGCGAGGAGAACGGAACAAACUGAAAGAUGAGAUGGAUGAGCUUCGACUGGAAAUAGAGAAACUAAAUGGUGCCAUAAGUAACUGUCAGUCUAUGCUUCCCGCUACUGGAGCACCUGUCUCCCGCCACCGUGCCAGUAAAAUGAGGGAAAUGUUUGAGGAAUAUGUGCGAGGUCAAACCCUUAACAAUUGGAAGUUUUGGAUUUUUAGUCUAAUGGUUGAGCCAUUAUUGGACUCCUUCAACAGCACUGUUUCCACAUCAAGUGUUGAUGAGCUCUACAGAACUACAAUGCAAUGGGUUGAGAAACAUUGUUCCCUUGUUGAAUUGCGUCCUGUUGUUUUGAAUUCUCUCCGGUUUCUCUGCACGUCAACAGAAAUAUUGUCCGAUCCAUCAAGACUCCCUGAAGAAGCUCGACAAGCAGUUUUGAAGAAUGAAGCUGGUAGCAGUGGAGCUUCAAGUUCGAAUGCCAGCAGCAGUUCUCAACAGCCUGGUUGACUUGUGCAGUGCUGUGUGUGACAAUAAAAAAAUCCCACCUUAUGCUCACAAAAAAAAUAUGAAACAAGAAAGGUGUGGAACUUAUGACAUGAGGGAUGCCUUGUUGUGUCACGUGACAGUCUGUGCAUUUCAAAUUAAGGCGAGAAGUGAGUUGUUUGUGAUAACAGUGCAUAGUAAAAGCUAGUCAAUCAAGAAAAAAUCUGUAGUUUACAGCAUGAACUUGACAUGUUAAGACACAAAAUGAGUAGAAGUUGACGCCUGUCAGUUUCAUGUGUUCUGUAUCAUUCUAGUUGGUUGAAUAGUUCUGAUGUCACAAAAAUCCAUCUCUCUUACUCAUGGGUUCCUUUUAUGUUCUGGUUUUCUAUCCUUUGUAAUCUCUCUCCUCUUUCCCUGCUAAAGAGAUGAGAUUAGUGAUAUCACUCUGUUCAGCUCAUUGUUCCCUUGCCUCCCCAGAUUUGCUGUUAUUGGUGGACAAUAACAUUGAGCUCAAGAUGAGGUAGAUGAUUGCAAAGGAAGCUUUGCUGUGAUAUUUUGUUUUAAAAACUUUCAUGCAUUAUUAUAUAACUUUUGUAUCAUUGUUAUAGCACUUAAAAUUGGUCAGUUGCCAUGAGUGAUUCAAUUAAGGACACCUAUAGAUUAUUAUUUUUAUUUUUGGUACAAUUGUUACCAUUACGAGUUUGUAAAUUUAAAUUUUGUGCUUCUUACCUUCUUAGUCAUUUUGUUUUGACUCAUAAUUAAUGACUGUUUUGAGUUGCAGCAAAGUUUGCCUUAGCUUAUGUGACAUUAUUUUAGGCCAGGAUGUUGGAGCUUUAGGGAGGUUUAAGAAAAAAGUCAUGGGAAUGAUAACUUCAGUGCCAUUUAUUCUAUGUCAUACUCAGAAUCCUGAGAUAUGCCAGUGAAUUGUGCCAUCAACCAAGUUUCAUGCUUGCAUGUGAAAAAAUUUAUCAAUGAGUUGUGUUGUCUUCCCUGUGAAGCCCAUCCUGACCUACUUCCUAUGAAUCUGAAAAAUGCCUUUUUGAACCAAGUUUUAUUUUCCUGCUAAGACAGGUUAAAUGUGCCAUCAUAACUUUCCCGUGUUAAAAUGGACUCACUUUGUUCUGUCAAUUUUUCUAUUAGCAACACGUAGAAUGUGAACAUAAGUUUAUGAUUUGUUAUUAUGUACAGAUGUUUAAUCUAUAUUUGCAUAUAAUUUAUGUUGUUUUGUUUUACUUUUGUUAUUGUAAAGAGAUAUGUGUUUGUGAAUUGUAUGGUGUACUGUGUUGGGUGUGACUAUUACUCUGCCCUUUGUCAUUUGUAAUUGUUACAAAGCGUCUCUUAAGCUCCUUUUUCUGAAUGUGAUAUGUACAAAUUUUUACUUCACUACUGGAGAGGUAAUUUCAGAAAGGCUUUUUCCAUUCUGGACAUGACUGUAAAUCUACCUGUCAGUUUCCUCAAAUUUUAAAACAACCAAGAACGUAAAUGAAGUUGUAGACCAAUUUUUCCCUUUGAAGGCAAAUUGGGAGAGUGUGGUUUUUUCUGGAAAGCUCAAUUAAAUUUUAAUAAGAAAUUUAUCCCACAAUUGAAAUUGUGCCAUUUGUGGCUAGCUAAUGUAUUCUAAUGGCAAGUCAUUAUUGGAAAGAAGUCAUAAACAAUUUUGAAAGACUGAAUUAACUUCAAAUUAUGUGGUCAGUUGAUCUUUUCACUUUGUACCUCGGUGUUAACAAAAAUGUCAUCUCAUAGUAGUCAGUAUUGUGUGUUCAUUGGAUUUUGUGUAUUUGACUUUAUUAUCAUGCCAUCUUUUUAACUAUCUCCCCUUUUAUACUCUUCCUUGACUUUUCCUAAUCAAAAAGGGAGAGUUUAAUUCAUAGUUUUGGUAGAUAGGCAUAAAUGCAAAAUUACAGUCACUUAUAGUUGAGUGGGCAAUGAAACUGUAUUUUAUCUCUUGACCAUUGUCACUACGUGAAAGGCCUAGUGUAACUUUUGAUCUCUGCGCUGCACUAACUUGAAGCGAAAGAAAGAAAUGCCACAUGUCUUCCACACACUGUUAACAUAUUUUUAAUCAUAUGUUAAUAGUCUCCACCCAGUGAUUAAUGUAAUUGGACUGACAUUAUAUCAAUUUGUUUGUCUGAAAUGCUGAUUCAUGUGGAACAAAAUCUGAGCAAAAUAUAUUUUGAAUAUAGACAA
Thrips palmi is the source of this 5770-nucleotide messenger RNA. RefSeq names its product MLX-interacting protein (gene Mondo). Bases 437 to 3607 code for a protein of 1056 amino acids. The transcript is spliced from 19 exons. Gene Ontology annotation, biological process: regulation of transcription by RNA polymerase II. Gene Ontology annotation, cellular component: nucleus. NCBI's taxonomy places the organism in Eukaryota, Metazoa, Arthropoda, Insecta, Thysanoptera, Thripidae. Gene Ontology annotation, molecular function: DNA-binding transcription factor activity, RNA polymerase II-specific; RNA polymerase II cis-regulatory region sequence-specific DNA binding; protein dimerization activity. The record is from RefSeq and is a predicted model, not a curated record.